UAAUUCUUUUAAUUUCUCAUCAAAAAAACACUCUUUUUUUCAGCAAAAUAUUUGAGCAAACAAUCUUUUUUUCAACAAAAUAAAUGAGCAAAAUGGAGGCUGCCAAGGAGGAUCCAUUGAACUGGGGUGUUGCUGCGAUGUCGCUAACCGGGAGCCACCUUGAUGAGGUUAAGAAAAUGGUGGAGCAGUAUCGAAAUCCAGUGGUUAAACUAGGUGGCGAAACGCUGACUAUUGCUCAAGUAGCAGCGGUCGCCACCAAGAAUGCCACUGAGGUUAUGGUGGAGUUGUCGGAGUCUGCUCGGGCUGGAGUGACCGCGAGUAGUGAUUGGGUGAUGGAUAGCAUGAUGAAAGGUGGUGAUACUUACGGUGUCACUACGGGUUUUGGUGCUACCUCUCAUAGGAGAACCCAAGAAGGGGGAGCUCUUCAACAAGAGCUCAUUAGAUUCUUGAAUGCCGGAAUCUUUGGCACUGGAACAGAAUCUGACCACAAGUUGCCACAAACCACCACAAGAGCCUCCAUGUUGGUCCGAAUCAACACCCUCCUCCAAGGCUAUUCUGGCAUCCGAUUCGAAAUCCUGGAAGCCAUCACAUCCUUUCUCAACCACAACAUCACCCCAUGCCUCCCCCUUCGGGGUACCAUAACUGCCUCUGGCGACCUUGUCCCACUCUCAUACAUUGCCGGAAUCUUAACUGGCCGCCCUAACUCGAAAGCCGUUGGCCCAACCGGAGAAAUGCUCAACGCCACCACCGCGUUUCAACACGCGGGGAUCACCACUGGUUUUUUCCAGCUACAACCUAAAGAAGGACUUGCCUUAGUUAAUGGGACCGCAGUUGGAUCUGGAUUGGCUUCAGUAGUUCUUUUUGAAGCCAACAUUCUUGCGGUCUUGUCCGAGGUCAUAUCUGCGGUUUUCGCUGAAGUAAUGCAAGGAAAACCGGAGUUUACUGAUCAUUUGACACAUAAAUUGAAGCACCACCCUGGCCAGAUUGAGGCUGCUGCUAUCAUGGAACAUAUUUUGGAUGGUAGUUCAUAUGUGAAAGAGGCUAAGAAGAUACAUGAACUUGAUCCGCUACAAAAGCCGAAGCAAGAUCGGUAUGCGCUUCGUACGUCGCCGCAAUGGCUCGGUCCGCUUAUCGAAGUGAUUCGUACCUCGACGAAGUCGAUUGAAAGGGAGAUUAAUUCGGUUAAUGAUAACCCAUUGAUUGAUGUUUCGAGAAACAUAGCGCUUCAUGGAGGGAACUUUCAGGGCACCCCGAUAGGCAUGUCGAUGGAUAACACUCGGUUAGCCAUCGCUUCCAUCGGGAAGCUCAUGUUUGCUCAAUUUUCUGAGCUAGUAAAUGACUUUUACAACAAUGGGUUGCCGUCAAAUCUGUCAGGUGGUCGAAACCCUAGUCUAGAUUACGGGUUCAAAGGGGCUGAAAUCGCCAUGGCGGCCUACUGCUCAGAACUCCAGUUCCUGGCUAACCCAGUGACCAAUCAUGUCCAAAGUGCCGAGCAACAUAACCAAGACGUGAACUCGUUAGGGUUGAUUUCUUCACGAAAAACAGCUGAGGUCGUUGAGAUUCUAAAGCUAAUGUCAUCAACUUACAUGGUAGCACUCUGCCAAGCAGUCGACUUAAGGCACUUGGAGGAAAACCUAAAGUCCACGGUUAAGAAAGUGGUUAGCCAAGUGGCUAAGAAAGUCCUAACCACGGGUUCCAACAGCGAGCUUCACCCGUCUCGGUUUUGUGAGCAGGAUUUGCUCAAAGUUGUAGACCGUGAACAUGUGUUUUCUUACAUUGACGACCCAUGCAGUGCAACAUACCCUCUCAUGCAAAAGCUAAGGCAAAUCAUAGUUAACCAUGCACUCGCAAACAAUGAAGCCGAAAUGGAUUCUAACACAUCGAUCUUCCAAAAGAUCGUUGUGUUCGAGGAAGAACUACAUACCCUUUUGCCAAAAGAAGUCGAAAACACUCGACUCGAUCACGAAAGUGGGAAAUUGGGCAUAUUGAACAGGAUUGAGGAAUGUAGAUCCUACCCAUUGUACAAGUUCGUGAGGACAGAGCUUGGAACCGGUUAUUUGACCGGAGAGAAGACGGUGUCACCUGGGGAGGAGUUUGAUCGGGUUUUCUCAGCAAUAUGUGCUGGAAAAUUGAUUGAUCCUUUGCUAGAUUGCUUGAAGAUGUGGGAAGGGACUCCCCUUCCUAUCUCAUAAGUGAAAGUUGAUACAUUUGGGUUAUGAUUUAUUUAUGUGUCAUGUAAGUUACAUAAAACCACACUUUUUUUAAGGUUUGUAACUGGAUUUAUUAAAGGUUUGUAACUGGAUACAUACCUUGUCGAUCUUGUAUAUUUAAAUUUGUUGGAUGAUCAAAUUGUAAUAUAAAGUUUUUAUUUUGGUUUUUAUUAUCAAAUUGUUGUAUUAACUAUCGAAA
Messenger RNA from Helianthus annuus (common sunflower), 2409 nucleotides. Its product is annotated as phenylalanine ammonia-lyase. Gene Ontology annotation, cellular component: cytoplasm. Lineage: Eukaryota; Viridiplantae; Streptophyta; Magnoliopsida; Asterales; Asteraceae. The coding region runs from base 84 to 2192 and encodes 702 amino acids. Gene Ontology annotation, molecular function: ammonia-lyase activity. The transcript is spliced from 4 exons. Gene Ontology annotation, biological process: L-phenylalanine catabolic process. The record is from RefSeq and is a predicted model, not a curated record.